AUGGCUGAUGCACAAGAUGCACAAGAUGCAAAAUUGGAGGAUGUCAUCGAGGACACUAUCAAGGAGCUGAUCUCCACAGGGGACAUCAAGGCGAAUCGGGCUCUGAGGCAGAAACUGAGACCCCAUGACCCGAGCGACCUGGACUUUGACUUUCAGGAGGACUUCACUGAUGAAGAAAGAGAUUCUUCUCCAACAAUGGAAGAUCCACCUCCAUUGUUUCAUCAACAACUGGAAGACGGCAAGAACCUGGUGCAGGCUUUUUCCAAACCUAUUUAUUGGCCUAACACCUAUCAUCAUAAGAAUGAUCCAGAGUUUAAAGAGGUGGCCAAAAGAAUUCCGCUGGAACGGCUUGUACUGGAAACGGACGCCCCCCACUUCAUUCCUCCAUGGUCCCGCUCGAGCUACAGCAACCCAACAAAUGCCCGCCUAGUCGCCCACGAGGUUGCCUGCAUCCGACGGAUGAAUGAGGAAGAUGUCCGGACACAUUGCCUGCGCAACACCACAUUUCUGUACGGCCCCAAAAAGAUGCAAGAAAAUGAUCCUGCAUCCACCACCAUUCUUCGUCUGCAACAGGAAAACAGCGACCUGCUGCAGACCAAUAUCCAGUUGCAGAGCCAGCUGUGCGACUCCAGGGGCGAACUGGCUAAGGCCAAGAAUUUAACCACUGGUUUCUUCCACGAGAAGGUGAACAACCUGAUCAGUUCCAUCGACAAAAACGCCGUCGACCUCUCGGUUGAUAUCCAGCGUGACUGUAACAGCACACUCUCUUCAUUUCAACCAGUCACAUGCAACGACGUCAAAAGACUUAUUUUGAAAUCUGCUACUAAAUCUUGUACACUGGAUCCAAUUCCAACCAGUCUUCUCAAGCAAUGUCUGGAUUCAUUAUUGACAUCUAUCACCCGUAUCAUCAACGCAUCCCUAGCGUGUGGCCUUAUGCCUGACUCCCUCAAAGAGGCUCAUGUUACUCCUGUGCUCAAGAAGACCACUUUGGAUCGGCACGAAAUAAAGAAUUAUCGGCCGAUUUCAAACUUGAAGUUUCUCUUCAAAACCAUUGAGCGAGCUGUUGUGACACAGCUUACUGACUAUCUUGAUGAACACAGUCUUCAUUCACCAAUGCAAUCUGCCUACCGACUAUUUCACAGUACAGAAACAGCCCUGCUUCGCAAUCAGAACAACCUCUUGCGAGCUGUAGAUCAACAACAGGAGGCGGUUCUUAUCCUGUUGGAUUUCUCCGCGGCGUUUGACACAAUUAACCAUCAACUUCUCAUCCAACGUCUGCGUGAUCGUUACGGCAUCACUGGAUCCGCCCUUGAUUGUUUCCAAUCUUAUCUUCAGGGUCGGUUGCAAGCUGUAAGAAUUAGAGAUGUACUGUCGCAUAAGCACAUACUUGAGCACGGAGUACCCCGAGGAUCCGUACUAGGCCCAGUCAUCUUCACAAUGUACACUGCUCCCCUUGGAGAUAUUCUCAACGCUCAUGGAAUCAACUACAUGACAUAUGCUGAUGCAGAUAUACACUGCAACGACAGGAGCGUUCAGAAGCUACAUCGAGACUAA
This is a messenger RNA of Patiria miniata (bat star), 1554 nucleotides long. RefSeq lists its product as uncharacterized. Bases 1 to 1554 code for a protein of 517 amino acids. Gene Ontology annotation, molecular function: hydrolase activity, acting on ester bonds. The transcript is spliced from 7 exons. Lineage: Eukaryota; Metazoa; Echinodermata; Asteroidea; Valvatida; Asterinidae. The record is from RefSeq and is a predicted model, not a curated record.